AUGUUGAGUUGUCAAGAAGCCGGACCUGCCAACGGACGACCGCCUUCUCCCUCUUGCAUGGCUCCGACAAAUGUAGACAAACAAACGGGCGAACGGUUGACGCCGGCCUCCAAUUUUAUUGCCCUAUGCAGACUGGAUCAAUUGUUUGAUCACAUUUACCACCUGCCUCACUUCCUGGACAAUCAUCUCAACGGGCUCUCGUCCCAUCCCUCAUUCUACAGAACUUGGGCCUCCUCCCCAGGCAAUCAGGAAACCCUCAAUGCACGCUGCAAUUCUUGGACUGCUUCAGACAUCGCCAUUGUUGCUCUCACCUUACUUGGACUGGACCAACCAACCAAUUGCCCCCCCCUCCUAUUUUCUUUCAUGGCUCAACAGGACAGAGCGCCGGGAUCUGGACGAUGGUCCCUGUUCCUUUCCCAUCUCUAUGAGACUCUCUUUGACCAAUCAAUGACAAAUGAUCGUCCUGGUGGUUUCUACAUCUCCCUACGGGCACCCUCGCCUUUCAAGCAGUUUGAUCGCCCCCCAGGGCCGCCAGUUGGCAACAAAGACGCAGCCAGACAGGUUCAACUGCACUGGCUGACCCCACCCUCUGACCGCUUGAAGCAAAAAAAUGACCUCAACGACACCCUACAGGCCCUGGGACGCCCCCCUGCAACUUGA
Messenger RNA from Puccinia triticina, 660 nucleotides. RefSeq lists its product as uncharacterized. The transcript has 3 exons. Lineage: Eukaryota; Fungi; Basidiomycota; Pucciniomycetes; Pucciniales; Pucciniaceae. Bases 1 to 660 code for a protein of 219 amino acids. The record is from RefSeq and is a predicted model, not a curated record.